AUGAGCCUGCACGACACGCCCAGGUACCGUCAGUCGCACGGUCAAGCAGCAGCUCGAGCAGACCACCUGUACGACGACCCGGCUCCCGCCCUUCAACCUCACGACCCUCGCGACCCGUACGUCGGCAACGGCUACCACGCCUCGGGAGCUGCGUACCGCUCGCGCUCACCCGAAGGCGGCACCUUGACCGCCUUGCUGUCCAACGUCGCCCGCACCGCCCAGCAAACCUUCUCGUCGUCGUCGUCGUCGAGCAACGGCGCCAUGCCGUUCAGCAACCGCAACGGCCACGGCCCCAACGGCGGCGCCUGGUCCAACUUCGUCCCGAAACUCGCGCCGUCGUCGUCGCCGGGGCCCUCGUCGUCGGCCCCGGCGUCGCUCGCGGCCUACCUCCCGUCGACCUCGACCGCGGGCUUCAUCUUCCUGUGCUGCCUGUGGUACCUCUCGUCGGCCUUCUCGUCCAACACGGGCAAAUCCAUCCUCACCCGGUUCCGGUACCCGGUCACGCUCACGUUCGUCCAGUUUGCGUUCGUCGCCGGCUACUGCGUCGUCGUCCUAUUUGUGCGCGAACGCCUCGGCGGCGCGACCGGCCACGCGAGCGGCGGCUUGUCGCGCAGGCGCAUGAGCGUCAGCACGAUGGGCGGUUGGGGCAUUCGCAAGCCGUCGCGCCACAUGUUCCACGGCACGUUCAUGAUGAGCCUGUUCCAGAUCGCCGGACACGUCUUUUCGAGCAUGGCCAUCGCGCGCGUGCCCGUCAGCACCGUCCACACGAUCAAGGCCCUCUCGCCCCUGUUCACCGUCCUGUCGUACGCGGCCCUGUUCGGCGUGCGCUACAGCACGGCGACCUACGUCGCCCUCCUCCCCCUCACGGUCGGCGUCAUGCUCGCGUGCUCGUUCGACCUGCGCGCCAACGCCGUCGGGUUCCUGUGCGCCCUCGGGUCGACGUUCAUCUUCGUGGCGCAAAACAUCUUUUCGAAGAAGCUCCUCCCCAAGGAGAACACGGGCGCCGUCUCGGCCGAGGAAAAGGCCGGGCCCUCGUCGUCGUCGUCCUCGGGCGAUGGCAGCGGUACGGGCGUCGCAGGGUCGGCCAAACUCGACAAGCUCAACCUCCUCCUGUACUCGUCCGGCAUGGCCUUCUUCCUCAUGAUCCCGAUCUGGCUCUACUCGGACGCGUCGGCCCUCUUCUUCGCGCCGGCCAAGGCCGUCUCGCCGCACGCGUCGGCCAUCGUCGACGACUCGCCGACAAGGACACUCGUCUUCUACUUUUUCGCCAACGGCACGGUCCAUUUUGCGCAAAACCUCCUCGCCUUUUCGCUCCUCGCGCGCACGUCGCCCGUCACCUACUCGAUCGCGUCGCUCGUCAAGCGCAUCGCCGUCAUCUGCAUCGCCAUCGUGUGGUCGGGCCAGCACGUGUCGCUCGUGCAGGCCGUCGGCAUGACGAGCACGUUCGGCGGCCUGUGGAUGUACAACCGCGCCAAGUCGGACGUCGACAAGGGCGAGAAGCGCCGCACCCAGGUCGAGAAGCGCCACGACAUGAGCCUCCCGACCACGGUCGGCGACGUGCGCGACCUCGACGGCGGCGUCACGCCCCCGCCGCCGUCGUCCCUGCCCUCGGGCGCGUACGCCGGCGGGCCCACGAGCCCUCGCGCCCCGGCACCGCCGCACGCGCACUCGCACCCGUACGGCGCCGACCCGUCGUCGCACCACGUCGUCGGCGCGUCGUCCGUGUACGCCUCGCCAGCGUUGGCGCCAUCCGCCGGCGGCGGCGGCGGCGGGCACGGCUCGCACGCGCACAACUCGCCGUACGCCGCCGCCGCCGCCCCGCCGCCGCAUCACGUAUCGGCGAGCGCGAGCGCGCACACGUCGCCCGGGGUCGCAGCAGGGCGGCACCCGAACGGCGGCAGCGGCCUCACCAACGGCUUCACGUCGUCGGGUGGCGGCGGCGGUGCGCCGAGCAGCAGCAGCAUCGGCGGCGGGCCGAGCAUGGCGCGCAACCGGACGGCGUCGGCUUCGCGCGAGCCGCCGCGGGAUCGGAGCGCGGUCGCUGCCAUGGAGCAGUGGGAGAAGGCGCAUGCGGGUGGCGGGGCGCACACGGUGCCGGCGUCGCUGUUCAGCUCGCCCGUGUCGGUCGGCGGCGAGGGCGCGUAUCGGUAG
Molecule: messenger RNA, 2151 nt
Organism: Rhodotorula graminis WP1
Lineage: Eukaryota; Fungi; Basidiomycota; Microbotryomycetes; Sporidiobolales; Sporidiobolaceae
Exons: 3
Coding region: 1-2151 (716 amino acids)
Biological process (GO): phosphoenolpyruvate transmembrane import into Golgi lumen
Cellular component (GO): Golgi apparatus; endoplasmic reticulum
Molecular function (GO): phosphoenolpyruvate transmembrane transporter activity; antiporter activity
Source: RefSeq, a predicted model, not a curated record